This is a messenger RNA of Striga hermonthica, 1511 nucleotides long. The record is from the annotation of a GenBank genome assembly. NCBI's taxonomy places the organism in Eukaryota, Viridiplantae, Streptophyta, Magnoliopsida, Lamiales, Orobanchaceae.
ACCCCUCAACGGUCCGUUCACGAGCAGUUCAUCGAUUUCAGUCCGAGCUUUCGAGGAGUUUCGAGGCUGCUACCCGCUCGUCCGAGUACCGAUCGUUUGGUCCGCUUAUCUCCCGAGCUCGUAGAUUCUCGAAGACGGAUAUCCAUUUCCGAACUUUCACGUUAUUUUAUUCGUGCUGGUAUUUAUUCUACGAGCGGGAGUUCACCCGUAUGAGCGCCUUUGCUCCACAUAUGGUGGACACCGACCUGAAGAAGGCCCACAAGUUCCGAGAUGGACUAAAUCGAACUCUCCGUAUGCAUGUUGCCAGCCAAGGAAAUCUUUCCUUUGAUGAGACUGUCAUUCGAGCCACCCAACUUGAGAGUUAUCAGACUCUCGAUGCCACCAUACCUUCUGCUCAGCUGGUUCAGCCUAUUUCUUCUGCGCCGCCCGGCUCUAGUUCGGGCAAGAGAAAGUUUGAUUCCCGCCGGGAUAACCGGAAGGGAAAGCGUGGAGCACCAGACCGCCGUGAUGUUCCACCAGUCGCUCAGGGUCAGAACCCGAGAUGCCCUAAAUGUGGCCGCUAUCACCCCGGAGAUUGUCGUUAUGUCCAGAAGGUCUGCUUCAACUGCAUGAAGCCCGGUCACUUCUUCAGCCACUGCCCCGAACCCCCGAGGCAGCAGCCUUAUCAGCAGCCCCAUCAUCAGCAACAGCUUCCUCCUCCACCUUACCAGCAGCAGCAGCAGCACAGACAGCCCCCACCACACCAGCAGAGGGCUGGGGGUCAAGCCCGAGUCUAUACCCUUGCUCAUGACGAGGCAGCCAACAACGCAGGUACCAUGUCUGGCAUGAUUUCCUUAUCCAAUGUGCCUAUCUUUGCGUUAUGUGACACUGGAGCUACUCAUUCCUUUAUCUCCUCUCGAUGCUUGGAGGCCCUGUCUAUUGAUAAUGUGUGCAACUGUGACCCUCUCGAGGUUAGUCUAGCCUCGGGAAAGAUUAUUAUUUCUGAUUCUAUGAUUUUCAGUCUUCUAGUCAGUAUUGGUGGGCAUGUUUUGGAGGCCGACUGGUAUAUUAUUGAAAUGCGGGACUUCGAUGUGAUCUUGGGAAUGGACUGGCUCACUCGCUAUCAAGCCGACAUCCGGUGCCAGGAGCGCGAAGUCAGUCUCUUCCCCGUUUUCGAUCAACCUGUUAUUUUCUAUGGGGUGAAGUCGAGGACUGUGCCUCAAGUCAUAUCUUCUAUGCAAGCUAGGAAAAACCUUUCUAAAGGUAGCUGUCAAGGCUAUCUGGUUUCUAUGGUAUCCGAGGACGAUUCUGAGAGGUCCCUGGAGAGAGUCUCUAUCGUCUGCGAGUAUCUCGAUGUCUUUCCUGACGAGUUGCCUGGAGGACCGCCCGACCGCCAAGUGGAGUUUACCAUUGAUCUAGUACCAGGAACCGGCCCUGUUUCUAAGGCCCCUUAUCGUAUGGCGCCGAAGGAGCUUCAAGAGCUCAAGGCCCAGAUCCAGGAGUUGCUCAAUCUUGGUUUCAUUCGUCCGAGU